Messenger RNA from Geosmithia morbida, 432 nucleotides. RefSeq names its product histone H2A. Bases 1 to 432 code for a protein of 143 amino acids. The record is from RefSeq and is a predicted model, not a curated record. NCBI's taxonomy places the organism in Eukaryota, Fungi, Ascomycota, Sordariomycetes, Hypocreales, Bionectriaceae. Gene Ontology annotation, molecular function: protein heterodimerization activity; DNA binding; structural constituent of chromatin. The transcript is spliced from 3 exons. Gene Ontology annotation, cellular component: nucleosome.
AUGCCUGGCGGUAAGGGCAAGUCUUCGGGCGGGAAGAGCUCGGGUGGUAAGACGGGCGGCGAGGGCAACAAGAAGCAGAUGAGCCACUCCGAGCGUGCCGGUCUUCAGUUCCCCUGCGGUCGUGUCAAGAGAUUUCUCAAGAACAACACGCAGAACAAGAUGCGCGUGGGCGCCAAGGCGGCUGUCUACGUCACGGCUGUGCUCGAGUAUCUGACUGCUGAGGUGCUCGAGCUGGCAGGUAACGCCGCCAAGGACCUCAAGGUCAAGCGUAUCACGCCCCGCCACCUGCAGCUCGCCAUCCGUGGUGACGAGGAGCUCGACACGCUCAUCCGCGCCACCAUUGCCUUUGGUGGAGUCCUGCCGCACAUCAACCGUGCCCUGCUGCUCAAGGUGGAGCAGAAGAAGAAGAACAAGAGUCUGGUCGAGGCCUGA